Carya illinoinensis is the source of this 2750-nucleotide messenger RNA. RefSeq names its product BTB/POZ domain-containing protein At5g66560. NCBI's taxonomy places the organism in Eukaryota, Viridiplantae, Streptophyta, Magnoliopsida, Fagales, Juglandaceae. The transcript is spliced from 3 exons. Gene Ontology annotation, molecular function: protein binding. Bases 544 to 2586 code for a protein of 680 amino acids. The record is from RefSeq and is a predicted model, not a curated record.
GAUAAUAAUGAUGGUUCCUUUUAGUCUCAAGAAAGCAACUCUUUCAAAGACAUGCCCUUUUUAAAUUCCUGUUGUUUUUCUCUUCCUUUGACAUAAGAGAGACAGAAAGGAGAGAGAUUGAGUGGGAGUAGGUGAUGUUCUAAUCCGAUUCAAGCAGAAAGGGGAAAAAAAAAAAAAAAAAAAAAAAAAAACUGAGAGAAAGAAAGAAGAUAUAUUUCGAGAGAGAAAAAAAGUACCAUACGAGACCCUUUUUCGAAGUUUGUUCAGGCUGCUCUCUUUGUCCGGUUUGAGUUUUUGGAUUCCAAACUCCUUUAACUCCCCCCUUCUAUAUCAGUAUAUCUGCCACUACUCUCCCAAGUCCUCACCCAACUCACGGACUUUUGUAAAUUAGGGUUCUCAAAGACAUCCCAGUUUUCUGCUUUGUUUCUUUCUUCUGUCUAUAAAAGACAGACAGCUAGCAUUCUUGCCUUUAGUUCUAGGUCCUUUUUUGUUACUUCCAUGGAUUUGGGUUUCUAGCUUCCUGUAGAAUUUGAAGGAAAGAAAAUGGCGCCAGAUGCGGAGAAGAACAGCUCCAAAGGGCAAGCAUGGUUCUGUACCACUGGUUUACCUAGCGACAUUGUGAUCGAAGUAGACGACAUGACCUUUCACCUCCACAGGUUCCCUUUGAUGUCCAAAAGUCGGCAGCUUCACCAGCUCAUAAUCGAGGAAGAGAUGAAGACGGAACGGCGAGAAGAGACUGACCGGAACGGUGGGGUUGAGGUUGAAGGAAAUGAGAUUGAGGAGGUACAGUGUUACAUAACACUCCCACCGGACUUCCCCGGCGGCUCCGAGGCGUUCGAGAUGGCGGCCAAGUUCUGCUACGGCGUCAAGAUCGACCUGAACGCUUCCAACGUGGCGCUCCUCCGCUGCGCCGGGGAGGUCCUGGAGAUGACAGAGGAAUAUUCUGAGGACAACCUUAUCUCCAAGACCGAGAGGCUUUUAUCCCAGUCGGUGCUCAAGAGCCUCAAGGACUCUGUCAGAGCACUGAAAUCCUGCGAAAAAGUAAUGCAUUUGGCUGAGGCGCUGGGGAUUACGCAGCGGUGCAUCGAUUCGAUCGCUUCGAGAGCGUCGUCGGCCGAUCCCUCUCUAUUCGGCUGGCCGAUGAGUGACGGAGCAAACACCGGGAACGAAGCUCGGGGUACUUCUGCUGCGAAUCAACAGAUCCUCUGGAACGGGAUCGAGACCAGCGGGAGAAGAAAGGGUUUGCGUAGGGGCCCGAAUGCUGAGUCUUGGUUGGAGGAUUUGGUGCUACUCAGCCUGCCAUUCUUUAAGCGUUUGAUUUCCGCGAUGAAAGCAGAAGAUCUGAGCCCGGAGAUCAUCGAAAGCUGCUUGAUUUUAUACGCGAAGAAACACAUCCCGGGCAUUUCUCGUUUGAACAAUCGAAGGCCGUCGUCGUCGUCGUCUUCUUCAUCAAUAGCAAAUUCAGAGAGUGAACAGAGGGAACUCUUAGAGACUAUAAUCUCCAAUCUUCCAUUGGAGAAGAGCUCCUCGAGGUCGUCUUCCACGGCAACCAGAUUCUUAUUCGGAUUGUUGAGGACGGUAAAUAUAUUGAACGCCUCAGAAGACUGCAGAGCUGCUCUGGAGAAGAAGAUCGGGUCCCAGCUCGAGCAAGCCUCGCUAGAUGACCUCCUGAUUCCGAGUUAUUCGUAUCUGAAUGAGACGCUGUAUGAUGUUGAUUGCGUCGAGAGGAUCUUAACGCACUUCCUCCAUGGAUUAGAGCAGCAGAGAAUCCAAGGCGAGAAUAUAGACAAUGGAGAUGGAGUAGACAGAGUCAGAUCUCCAGCGUUGAUGCUAGUUGGAAAAUUAAUCGACGCUUACUUAUCAGAGAUCGCCUCGGACGCCAAUCUCAAGCCAGAAAAAUUCUAUAGCCUAGCGAUUUCGCUUCCAGGUCAAGCUAGACUCUUCGACGACGGUCUUUACGGAGCCGUUGAUGUCUAUCUCAAGGCGCAUGCAUGGCUGCCGGAGGCGGAGCGAGAGAAGAUCUGCGGAGUGCUGGACUGUCAGAAGCUCUCGCUAGACGCAUGCACGCACGCGGCACAGAACGAGCGUCUUCCUCUCCGGGCAGUUGUGCAAGUUCUGUUCUUUGAGCAGCUUCAGCUUCGACAGGCCAUCGCGGGAACUCUGCUCGCGGCCGAAACGACGGCGCCACUAGGUCCCGGAAGGCUCUCGGCCCAGCUCCGACGGCGGGAAGAGGAUCAAGACGAUGCGGAAGAAGUAGACGCGGGAGAUUCGGCGGUACAUGCGGAGGGCGGGGAGUGCAGCGCGAUCACGUGGCGGGCAACGGUGAGGGAGAAUCAGGUGCUGCAGCUGGACAUGGAUAGAAUGAGGACGCGGGUGCAUCAGCUGGAGCGGGAUUGCUCCACGAUGAAGCGAGUCAUCGAGAAGAUCGACAAGCAGGCGGCCACGCCAGUAAACGGACGCUGGAUGAGAGGCCCUUCGAAACUGACGAGGAGGUUCGGGUGUAAGUUCAAGACACAGGUGUGUGACUCACACGAAGCAACGGUCGUGGAUGCUCCGAGAAGAGGACGACACCAUCAUCAGCAGUAGAGCUUCGCCGCAUGGAACCGAUUCAUCUUCGGUGGAUCCCACGGUAGUCCGACGUGUAAUCGCAAUUGACGUAAUAAUGUAUGGAGUCGCUAUAAUAGUAUGCCACGUGGAUUCUGAUACAAAAGCUGGGAAAUAAAAAUUCGACACAACUUUUGAGGGGGUGA